UUUUACUGGAGCAGCCGUGGAGUGUGCACGACCUGCAUACGUUUGGGUAGAGCUAUUGCCGCCGGAGGAAGUAUUUUAUUUACUUUCUCACCAAAGGACUUUGCAUACAGAUUUUUCGUAUUGAUCCGAACAUCUUGAUGUUGGCUAAAUUCUAAAUAGCGCACCAAGAAACGCCAGACAUACACACACAACGCUGGACUCAGGACUCCCUGCUGAGGUGGUGUGUCAUCCUACAGCGAAGCGCCUCCGCAAGGGAGAAUGGGCUGGGUCGCCUAGGCGUCUUUUAUGGGCGCAUUUCAUUGGCAUUAUGAGAAAUCCCUGAAGGCGAUAGUAGAGACAAGCGACACCCGAGUAUACCGAGCCCCGCAUCUCAGAGCAGGAUACGGGAGAUAGGUGAGGGCAUCCCAUAGGCAGUAGGUGGAGGGGAUCUUACUCUCAAGCCAGCCCAGAAGCUUGGAUCCUCGGGGUGUACCAGAGCUGCCCGACGCCGGAUACCGAGUUGGCCGCAGACCCCUCAUUUCCCCUCCAAUAGACCGAAGUUUUGCGCCUCCAAACGGAUUAUAGAAACGGUUUCUGCGGAGAGAGAGAAACGGGAGACAAUGGGCAUCCACACGCUCCUUAUUGCAUGUGCGCUGCUUGGCGUGACCGUGGCCCAAAGGGUGGUGACGGUUCAGAGCGGACCACUUGUACGGACAGAGGGCAGUCACGUGACCAUCUGGUGCAACGUGACUGGUUACAAGGAGGGCGUGGAGCAGGACUUUGAGUGGUCCAUGUACCUGACCUCGGUGCCCGACCGCGAGAUCCGCAUCGUGAGCACGGCCCAGUCCAACUAUGCGUACGCAGUGUACGCCCAGAGGGUCAACAGUAAGGAGAUCUGGGUAGAGAGGCUGACCAGGGACUCAGCCCUGCUCCACAUCACCAAGGUCCAGGCCAGAGACCAGGGGCUGUUUGAGUGUUACACCCCCAACACAGACGGACAGUACCUCGGCUCCUACAGCGCCCGUACCAACCUCACCGUCAUCCCCGACUCCCUCGCUGUCACUGCGCCGCCACAGACCCUCUCCCAGGUGGAGGGUGACACGCUCCAGCUCACCUGUGAAGUUUCCCGGUCGACAGAGCAGCACACACACCUGUCUGUGGGUUGGUACCUGCGUUCCCCUGAGGACGCUACCAUGUCGCCCCAGGAGAUCCUCACUCUGUCCCGAGACUUUGUCCUCCGGGCCGGUGCGCCCUACAAACAGAGGAUGACUGCAGGAGACCUGAGACUGGAUAAGACCAGCCCUACGUCCUACAGGCUGACCAUCCACCGGCUGCAGCCUGCUGACCAGGGCCUGCUCUACUGCCAGGCUGCAGAGUGGAUCCAGGACCCCGACCGCAGCUGGUUCACCAUGACCCGCAAGCAGGCUGAUAAGACCCAGCUACGGAUACAGCCCAUUGAUCGGGACUUCUCUAUCCAGGUGAGCACGGAGCGGCGGUCCUUCACAGCGGGCGAGCCGCUGGAGCUGCGCUGCACCAUCGAUGCCCAGAGCGUGCCCGAGCGCUUCUUCUCGGUGUCGUGGGUGUUCAGCAGCUCGCCGGUGGCCGUGAUAGGGCCCAGCGCUGUGCCCGUCCUGGGACUCGACUACGUGGCGCGUGAGGCCGCUGGUCGCAUGACUGUGCGCAAGGAGAGCCCUACUGUGCACUUGCUUAAGCUGCAGCACCUCCGACCACAGGAUGCUGGGAAAUACAUCUGCAGGGUCACGGAGAGGGAGAAGACACCCACCGGGGACUUUAUAGACCGGAGCAAGAGGUCACGCAACGUCCAGAUCACCGUCCAGCCCAUCAAGAGUAACGUCACAGUGUCUUUGUCCAGUAACUCGUCGGAGGUCCAGGAGGGGGACGUGGUCCAGCUGACCUGCUCCAUCCACUCCACCACGGGUCCUCUCUCUGUGGCCUGGCAGUGGAGUGAGAAUCAGGGCUCCACCCCUCCCCAGAACCUGGCCUCUGUAGACCGCGACGGGACUGUCCGACCAGGCCCUGGGUACCGUGAGCGCUCCAGCUACGGGGAGAUCCGUGUAGAGAGGGUACAGGAGGACAUUUAUACCUUGUCCCUCUACAACGCCCUGCCUGGGGACGAAGGGCUGUUCCGGUGCACGGCCACAGAGUGGGUGGAGGCCGGGACAGAGUCCGAGCAGAGUUGGGAGAAGAUAGGGGAGAAGUCAGCUACUAAGGCCAUCACUGUUAAGACCGUGGAAUCAUCCUUUGUGGUCUCGGCGUCGUCGCGGACGCCCAGCGUGACAUUUGGCGACUCGUUUGACCUCCAGUGCCUGGUGAAGCCCCGUCAUAACCCUCGUGUGCCUGCCUCUGUCACCUGGCGCUUCAUGCCCGCCAGUUCGGGCUCUUCUGGGGAGGUUGGUACAGCAGGCAUGUUCCGAGACCUGGUGACGUUUACCCGCGAGGGCACGCUGCAGUGGGGCGAGCAGCUGCUGGGCCUGGGCACCCGCACCACGGUGGACCGUUCCCAUUCCAACACCAACUUCAGAUUGUCUGUGACGCGCGCUGGGCGCAAGGAGGCGGGGACGUAUCAGUGCUCUGCCCUCCUGUGGAGGAGGAACUACGACAACACCUGGAGCAAAGUGGCCAACAGGACGUCCAACCUGCUGGGGAUCAGCGUGUUACAGCCAGUGUCUAAGUUGCGUGUGCAGAAGACCAACCAGUCCCUGGUCUACCUGGAGGACAGCCGUGUGCGCGUCAACUGCUCCGUGGCCUCUCAGACCAGCACCGACUCACAGCAUGCCAUGCUUUGGUACGUGCGCCGCGCGACGGGUGCCGAGGCCGACGAGCUCCUGCUGAGGAUUGAGCGCUCAGGUGCAUUUGAGUAUGGCGCGUACGCAGACGAGGAGAGGUUGAGGCGGCGGGUGCAGGCAGAGAGGAUGUCGCCACAGCUGUAUGCGCUGACACUGAACAGGGCAGAGAGCAGCGACUCUGGGACUUACUACUGCCUGGUGGAGGAGUGGCUCACAGAUCCAGACGGAGCCUGGUACAGACUGGCACGGGACUCCUCAGGCUUCACACAGGUCCUCGUCAGACAGCCAGAGGUGCGGUUACAGGUGGAGGAGUCCGAGUCUAAUAUCACCGUGUCCCAGUCCAGUUCCAUCCGGUUGGGCUGUAGCAUUCCCUCCCAGUCCUCCAGAGACUCCCGUUUCUCCGUGUCCUGGUAUGUGGAGCGCUCCUCCAUGCUCUCUGAGGAGGAAGAACAGGGGGAUGUUGAUGAGGGAAACCGGGCCUGUGUGUUCUCCAUCGGACACGACGCCGUGUUCGGGAACGGGAACUGUAGCCCAAUCGAGGAGGCGGGGCCUAACUCACGCCUGCAGUUUGAGAGGACGACCUCUGACCUCUACAGUCUGACCAUCCAGGGGGCGCGACCCGCUGACGCUGGGCGCUACUACUGUCAUGUGGAGGAGUGGCUGCUCAACCCCCGCAACGCCUGGUAUCGCCUGGCAACCAACAUCUCUGAUGUCACCAUCGUCAACGUGAUCCAGCAGGUUUCCACCCUGCAGUCGGUGAUAUGUUCCAACGACUCUCUCUUCUACUUUGUCUUCUUCUACCCGUUCCCCAUCUUCGGCAUCCUCAUCAUCGCCGUCCUCCUGGUGCGCUACAAGAGCCACAGACACAGCAAAUCCCAGGAGAGCAAGAACGGUGCCCCCUUACUGUGGAUCAAAGAACCCCACCUCAGCUACUCCCCCACCUGCCUGGACCCACCCGUCCUCAGCCUGCACCCCGGCUCAGUGGACUAAGGGACAGAUCCAUAGCCCUCAUCCCAUAGUCCUCAUCGCGGACCCAACUAAUACCACGCCAGGGAGGGGCUACUCCGGACCUCCACCUGUCUAAUCACUUCUGUGUCCAAGCUGUCAAUCAAUCCGUCCAUCCAUGUAUAAUCCCACCCCCCUGUCUGCCUGUCUGUGAGUUACCCUGUAGCAGCUCUGUCAUGUGGGUGUGUGAGCAUGUGGAAAAGUGUGUGUGCUUGGAAUGUGCAGACGUGUGUAUGCAGGACAUGUGUGUAUGCAGGACAUGUGUGUAUGCAGGACGUGUGUGUGUGCAGGACGUGUGU
Molecule: messenger RNA, 4090 nt
Organism: Oncorhynchus gorbuscha (pink salmon)
Lineage: Eukaryota; Metazoa; Chordata; Actinopteri; Salmoniformes; Salmonidae
Product: immunoglobulin superfamily member 3-like
Exons: 9
Coding region: 600-3776 (1058 amino acids)
Source: RefSeq, a predicted model, not a curated record